AUGAGUAGUGCACUACAGGACGAACAAGAGGCAGAGCCCUCCUUCGGCGCCAAUUGCGACCGUUUGGUGGCACUGGUGGUACGUUCGCAGCUGCACGUCGACCGCAUCCAGGACUGACCCCAUCCACAGAGCGCCAAAGAUCCUCCCAAAGACCACUCCGAGCUCCACUCUCUUCUACAUCAGCGAGACAUGACCGACAGAGCAAUCAUGAAAGUCGCCGCGAAAGGUAUUGGGGCGAUGGUGGACGACUUCAAGGGCAACUUUAUUGAUGAAGAGUGGGAUGACUCCAGAUUUCAUGUUCUCUUUGUCCGCUGCAAGGGCCUGACUGGAUGGGGUGGGGAGGCUCCUGAUCUGGAAAUUCGAAUGUUCGAGGGAGGGUUCAGAGGACGUGAUCGGGGCGGAGAAGACACUGCGCGCGCGGUUAGGCUGGUUCUGCAGACCGCGUUGGUGAGGAACGAGCUGGCGUCUUUGCGAGCUGAGUUGGACCGGGAGAAGGCGUCUGCGCAGCUACCGAAGGACCAGAGUGCGAUCCCACCUCAUAGGCGCAAGAAGCCGCUGGUAUGAGCUGUCACGAUAGCGUCUCAUUCGACUGUCUCUUCUGAUGUGGCUGAGUGUUUGAGCGACGCUGCAGUGGCGUAGAUUAGCAUGUGCGGGAAGCGGCAGCUCUUUUCUUUCACUUACCAUGACAAGACCGCCAGCAAACGGCGGGACCAUUGACCCUCAUACUACCUUUCUCUUACUCUGCCCACGCCGGGAGCUGCAGCCAAAGAGCCUCCCCGUUCCAUGAUGGCAGAGACAAAUGACCAAAGUCCUCAGUCCGCACAACAGCACCUCUUUCGCAUCAUCGUAAGUCCGCAAACAACAUAUCGCGCGUCCAAAAGCUCAUCUCCUGACCCAUCAUCCAUCCACAGUCGAGCAAUCCCUUCCCUCAAGACCUCUCCUCCCUGCACGACCUCGUCUUCCGAGGCAACAUCCCCGCCCAAGGGCUCCUCGAAACCAGCAUCCAAGCCGUCGACCACCUGAACGCCUGCAUGAGCAAGCACCAAAAGUACACCGCCAAAGCCGUCUUCUCGGCCUUGAAAGUGCGGAUCGCAGGCGUAGAGGGAAAGGCGAGAGAGCUGCAGCAGAAAGAUGAAGAUGGAGAAUGGGAGGUGCAGGAUAGGGAGGAAUGCCAGAGGGUGAUUAUGAGCGCGGCGCUGUUGAGGGUGGAAGCUGUUCAGAUGGUGAGAGAGGUGGUGAGGGAGAUUGUCGAUGAGGCGCAGAGGAAUCGAGGAGAGCAGGCAGAGGCAGAGGCAGAGGCAGAGGCAGAGGCAGAGGCAGAGGCAGAGGCAGAGGCAUAG
Molecule: messenger RNA, 1340 nt
Organism: Lecanosticta acicola
Lineage: Eukaryota; Fungi; Ascomycota; Dothideomycetes; Mycosphaerellales; Mycosphaerellaceae
Source: the annotation of a GenBank genome assembly